UGGAGUGCGAAAUUAUGAUAUCGAUCAAUAUUCAGGGUGUGACGAAGCCUUUAGUGAAGCAGCCUUCGGAUAGCAGCUGGAUCACUAUCACAGUUCAGUUUCGCCCGAACCAUCGAUCGAGUUCAACGGAUGGCAAGAGAAAUGGGUGUUAUCUAGUGAUUUCAAGAGUUUAUUGUGAAUAUUGUGGUUUGCUUCGAAGUUUUAUUUUAUUUCUAUCCCUGGUAUGUUAAAGGAUGAAAAAUUCUAUACUUGCUCUCCAUCGUGUUGUGUUAAAUAGUUUAAGAACAUGCUUACAGUUGAGAAAAGUGAUGUUCUAAAGUUUAAAAUGCAACGUAUGCAUGUUGGACGUAAACCCUUAAGUUCAAAAUAAUCAAAAUUAACGUCAUUGAGCAGAUAUACAAGAGCAUUUAGUGUCGAGAUAGUAAUAUUCAUUACAAUUACUUUGACGGUUACUAUUAAUUGAAAGGAGUUUGUAGUGUAUCCGCCUUUUUUCGUGAAGGUCAGUUGCAAAUACGAAAGUAAAUCUGCCCCAUUCGUCGUAAUAGCGAACGCUAUAUUCUUUUCAAACUUCAUUGCAUCUCAACCAAUUGCCCACUUCAUUCAUAUUAAUUCACUGAUUAAACAAAGUCCGAUCAAGGUGUCACGACGAUCGCAACAUGAGGAACACCAACGGGGUUAGCAAUCCCAGCUAUGUCCGAGAUCCGACCGAAGGCGCGGAGCCCGGAGGUGGGCGACGAAGUCGUGUUAAAAUCUCUCAAGUCAUCGUCACUCGACCCCAUUACCAGCUAGAGGAUUUGAAUAGUGCAUUCAACUACUUUAAACCCAAAACACACUUCUUCCAAGAGGCUCUGGAGAGCAUGCGCGAGGUGGACACCAAGUCUUGCCUUUCCGGGCUUUUCCCCAUUUUCAAAUGGCUUCCAGAAUACUCCUUUCCGAGUGAUUUCAUUGGGGAUCUGAUCAGUGGAUUAACGGUCGGUGUUAUGCAUAUUCCGCAAGGCAUGGGCUAUGCACUGCUGGCCAAUAUGCCCCCUAUCACCGGUAUCUAUACGGCAUUUUUCCCAGUUUUCAUCUACUUCCUAUUCGGCACCUCGCGACAUAAUUCGAUGGGUACACUGGCAGUCGUAUCGAUCAUGACGGGAAAAGUAGUUUACAAUCAUUCCGGCGAAGGCUCACACUACUCCAACCUAGAAGUCGGUACAGCAUUAUGUUUUCUUGUCGGUGUAAUACAGCUUGUGAUGUGUCUUCUUAGAAUGGGCGUUGCUUCGUUUCUUUUAUCGGAAGCGCUAGUAUCUGGAUUCACUACCGGGGCAGCGGUGUACGUAUUCACAUCCCAGAUGAAGGACAUACUGGGAGUUACACUACCACCGUUAGGUAGUCGAUUUGAAAUCGUCUUCACUUACUAUGAACUGGGGAAGAAAAUUCCAGAAGCCAAUCUGAUGAACGUUGCCAUUGCAGUGUGCGCUAUCAUUAUACUACUGAUAAAUAAUGAAAUCAUUAAGCCGCGGCUCGCCAAAUUGUGCAUCAUUCCGAUACCGAUUCAGCUGAUUCUGGUAGUUUGUGGUACGCUGCUGUCGAUCCAAUUAAACCUGAAAGAUGACUAUGGAAUGAAGGUUGUUGGAACAAUACCUCAAGGACUUCCAGCUCCCAAGUUACCGAACUUUGACAUCCUGCCGGAAAUUCUUAUGGAGAGCAUUACUGUCGCUAUUGUUGGCUACACCGUAUCGGUUUCUCUUGGUAUCAUUUUCGCCAAAAAGGAAAACUACGAAAUUGGAUUCAACCAGGAACUGCUGGCGCUCGGGGCUGGCAAUUUGUUCGGAUCCUUCUUCUCGUGCUAUCCCUUCGCCGCUUCACUAUCCCGUGCGGCCAUCCAGUAUCUGGCUGGAGGUAAAACGCAAAUCACGGGACUGGUGUCGUGUAGUUUGCUGGCGGUAGUGCUGCUAUAUGUGGCUUCCUUCUUUCAACCCUUGCCGCGCUGCAUCCUUGCCAGCAUUAUCGCCGUAUCGGUGCAAGGUUUGCUGAUGCAGGCCAAAGAUUUGCCAAAGUUUUGGCGCCAGGGGUUCUUCGAUGGUGUCACCUGGUUACUGACCUUCGUUUCGGUCGUGUUCAUUUCGAUCGAUAUCGGAUUGCUCGUCGGUUUUGCGCUAAGUAUUUCCAGUAUCUUUGUGCGUGCGCUCAAACCCUACAUGUGCCAGAUGGGUAAUGUGCCCAAUUCGGAUGUCUACCUGGACUUAACUCGAUACCAAGGGCUCGUCGAACUUCGUGGUAUCAAAAUUAUUCACUAUGCCGGAGGACUUCAUUUCGCGUCGCGUGCAACAUUCAAAAACACAGUUUGCCAGUUUCUCGGCAUCAACCUGACGGAGGAGAUCAAACGGCAGAAGGAUCCGGAGUUCUGUCGGGCAGAGGAUGCGAUUAAUUUUCUGAUCCUCGAUUUCACAGCGCUGAGCUACAUCGAUCCGUCCGCCAUUUCCACAUUCAAACAGUUCGCAAAGGAGCUCGAAUCGAUCGGCAUACAGACUUUGCUGGCCGGAUGUUCACCGGUAGUGUUUGAGAAAAUGAAAAAGUGCGGCUUCCUGGGGGGCGAAGAGAACUACGUCCGUACGUAUCCAACCAUACACGACGCCGUGCACUAUGGCCAGAAGCAACUGCGAUUGCGUGCUGCCGGUGCAACACCAACGAUCCAAGAAGUGCGAUUGUAAUGUAAACCUGCCGUGUAAUCGUCUGGCACAGUCGUCGAACAGUCUAAUUACGAAUGAAUGAACCAUCCCUUGUUUAAAAAUGCUGCGAUUGUCUGUAAUGCUUCUAACUUUGCGAAAUAAAUAUAGAA
Messenger RNA from Anopheles darlingi, 2824 nucleotides. RefSeq names its product pendrin-like. Gene Ontology annotation, biological process: transmembrane transport. Gene Ontology annotation, molecular function: oxalate transmembrane transporter activity; bicarbonate transmembrane transporter activity; sulfate transmembrane transporter activity. The transcript is spliced from 8 exons. The record is from RefSeq and is a predicted model, not a curated record. The coding region runs from base 657 to 2696 and encodes 679 amino acids. Gene Ontology annotation, cellular component: membrane. NCBI's taxonomy places the organism in Eukaryota, Metazoa, Arthropoda, Insecta, Diptera, Culicidae.